AUGCACAUGCCAACCAUCUCACGCAUCGCGACUCGCGCUUGCAAAGGUCCAUUGGGUCGUGGACGACUCGAAGAAUCGGGAUGGCGAUCUUUUUCGGCAUCUUCUUCCUUCGACAAACUUGGGGUAAUUGGUCUCGGUUUGAUGGGGCACGGUGUUUGUCAAGUUGGUGCCGCUUCAGGAAUCCAUUCCGAAGUCAUUGCGUUCGAGCCCGAACAGCAGUACCUCGACCGCGGAAAAGAUCGUAUCGAAAAAUCCAUCGCCAAGCUUGUUUCCAAGGGGAAAAUGACGCAAGAAGCAGCCGAUGAGACUUUGGGGAAAAUCACCUUUACGACCGACAUGGCUCAGCUCAUGGAUACCGACUUUAUCGUGGAAGCCGUCAUUGAAAACAUCAAUUUGAAACGAGACCUGUACUCGGAAUUGGGACAAGUCUGCAAACCAGAAACUAUCUUUGCUUCCAACACGUCUAGUCUGUCCAUAUCCGAAAUGGCUGGUUUUUCUGGUCGCCCCCAGAACUUUGUGGGAGUCCAUUUCUUCAAUCCCGUCCAGCUCAUGAAACUGGUGGAAGUCAUCCACACCGACCAGACCGAUCCGGCCGUUUUCGACAAGGCCUACCAAUGGGUCCAAGACAUUGGCAAGGUGCCGGUCUCGUGUGGCGACACUCCCGGUUUCAUUGUCAACCGUCUGUUGGUACCCGCCUUGAUGCAGGCCAUGCUCAUGGUGGAUCGAGGCGAGGCGUCGGUGCGAGACAUUGACGUGUCUAUGCAACUGGGCGCCGGUCACCCGAUGGGACCCUUGCACUUGGCCGACUAUAUUGGCCUCGAUACGUGUUGCUUUAUCGUCAAGGGAUGGGUCGAACUCUUUCCGGACGAACCGGCCUUUGUUCUGCCUAAAAUUCUGCAGACCAAAGUGGCCGCGGGCGAACUGGGACGGAAAACGGGCAAAGGAUUUUAUCACUGGGACGGUGACAAGAGAGGAGAUCCGGUGGAGUAA
This is a messenger RNA of Phaeodactylum tricornutum CCAP 1055/1, 990 nucleotides long. RefSeq names its product 3-hydroxyacyl-coenzyme A dehydrogenase (gene HAD2). NCBI's taxonomy places the organism in Eukaryota, Bacillariophyta, Bacillariophyceae, Surirellales, Neidiaceae. Bases 1 to 990 code for a protein of 329 amino acids. The record is from RefSeq and is a predicted model, not a curated record. Gene Ontology annotation, molecular function: (3S)-3-hydroxyacyl-CoA dehydrogenase (NAD+) activity; NAD+ binding. Gene Ontology annotation, biological process: fatty acid beta-oxidation. Gene Ontology annotation, cellular component: mitochondrion. The transcript is spliced from 2 exons.